UUUAUCCAUCUCAGAGCAUCCAAAACUCUCCCCCUCACAUCUCUCUCUCUCUCAUAGCUCUGCUCCUAACAACCACCGCAAAUGGCUCCGAGAGAAAGGCCCGCCGCAACCGCCGCCGCCAACCCUAACCCCCAUGCCGGCAAGGAGAUCCGCUACCGCGGCGUCAGGAAGAGGCCGUGGGGCCGCUACGCCGCCGAGAUCCGGGACCCCGGGAAGAAGACCAGGGUCUGGCUCGGCACUUUCGAUACGGCCGAGGAGGCAGCGCGUGCCUACGAUGCGGCUGCGCGUGAGUUCCGAGGCGCCAAGGCCAAGACUAACUUCCGCACCGACGCUGAGCUCCUCUCUGCCCGCAGUCCCAGCCAGAGCAGCACCAUAGACUCCGCCUCCCCGCCGCCCCCGCCUCCACUUGACCUCAGCCUCGGCGGGGCACCCGCGGGGCAGUACUUCCCCGGCACCCCCGCCGUGUGCUUCCCGGUGGGGCGGCCUGUGUUCUUUUUCGACGCCUUCGCGCGUGCGGAGAAGGUGAACAGUAACAUUAACCUCGAGGCCUGCAGGUUCGACCGACCCGCCCUGUCGGGCUUCAGGCCCGUGGGCAGAGGCGUCUCCGGAGCUGCCGAAUCCGGCGCAUCCCCCGCCGUGGGUCCGAGGAGGAAGCCGUUCCUCAACCUCGAGCUAGAUCUCAACCUGCCGGCGCCCGAGGUGGCCUAGUUUUUUUUUUUUGGUCCCGCAGAGCCAUCGGAUCUGUUAGGCCUUUUUUUGUUUUCCUUUGGGGGAUCGUUUUGGUUUCAUUGGUUUUUGUGAUUCGAAAUUGAAACGGAAGGAAGAAAAUCAAUCCCAAGUAGAGAAGAGAGGAGAAGAGCCCGCAGCCUGACUCGAGAGAUCCAUGUGCCGAUGAUGCUCUAGGACGACUACGACGGCAGCAGCGGCAAUAACGAUGAUAAAUUUCAUGUGACUAGUUCAAUGUUUUUGUACAUAAGAUGAUUAACAUCUCCCUUGUAUUUUCUUUUUGCAACUGAGAAAGAAGAUCUGAGCUUCUCGUUCUGGAUCUUGAUCUUCUUCUUGUUCCCUUGCAAACCCGAAAAGCUUAAUGACAGUUCAUUAUAUUCUACGAGACUCAA
Molecule: messenger RNA, 1118 nt
Organism: Punica granatum (pomegranate)
Lineage: Eukaryota; Viridiplantae; Streptophyta; Magnoliopsida; Myrtales; Lythraceae
Source: RefSeq, a predicted model, not a curated record